Messenger RNA from Ceraceosorus bombacis, 468 nucleotides. NCBI's taxonomy places the organism in Eukaryota, Fungi, Basidiomycota, Exobasidiomycetes, Ceraceosorales, Ceraceosoraceae. The record is from the annotation of a GenBank genome assembly.
AUGUCAUCCAGGCGGGCCCUACCCUGUCUCCAACCAGUCACUGCUCAUACUCCAAAGGCAAACGAGGGAUCCAUGUCAAAAAACUUCGUCGUGACAGUCUUGUGCCUUCUGGCCAGCAGCGCGCAGCUGACAAAGGUGGAGAGCAGGGGCUGUUGUACGCAAGCCGCGCUACCUCGUUUCAAGCUACCCUUUGACGGGUCUCUUCCCGUCUCCUCCUUCGUCCGACAAAGACCUUCUUUAGAAGCGCAACAGUGGCAAAUCACAGAACCAGAUACGUUCGACACUAGCGGAGGACACGAAACUUUGCUACCUCCGCCAACGAGCAAAGAGCAAGCAAAGGCGUCGGAUGAAAAGGAGAAAAAGGAAAAGGUGAAACAGCUGCCCUCCUUUUACCACGAGGAUGUGGACCAUCAAGGCGAGAAACUUUUGGAGCUGCAAAGAGACCCUGCUGGUACUGAAGAGCAUUGA